AUGGGCGAAAUCGAAUCUUAUUGUAACAAAGAGUUGGGACCAUUGCCAACAAAAGCUCCAACUUUGGCAAAGAACGUGCUUGACUUGUUUUCCCUUAAGGGUAAAGUUGCUUCUGUGACUGGAUCAUCUGGUGGUAUUGGUUGGGCUGUUGCUGAGGCUUACGCUCAAGCUGGUGCAGAUGUAGCCAUUUGGUACAACUCCCAUCCAGCUGAUGAGAAAGCCGAACACUUGCAAAAGACAUAUGGGGUCCGUUCGAAAGCUUACAAGUGUAACAUUAGUGACCCAAAGAGCGUUGAAGAAACCAUCUCUCAACAAGAAAAAGACUUUGGAACCAUUGACGUGUUUGUCGCUAAUGCUGGUAUUCCUUGGGCUGAUGGUCCGGUGAUUGACCUUGAAAACUACGAUGCAUGGAAUAAACUCAUCAACACCGACAUCAAUGGUGUGUUUUACUGCGCACACAGUAUCGGUAAGAUCUUCAAAAAGAAUGGAAAAGGAUCCUUAAUUAUUACUGCUUCACUCGCUGGUUCUGUUGUCACUAUUCCGCAACAACAAACUCCUUAUAAUACUGCGAAAGCCGCUUGUCUUCAUUUGGCAAAAUCAUUGGCGGUUGAGUGGGCGCCAUUUGCUAGAGUCAAUACCGUUUCACCAGGCUACUUUGAAACCGAGAUCAAUGGAUUCGCAGACGAGGAUAUGCGUGAAAAGUGGUAUCAAUUGACGCCAUUGGGAAGAAUGGGAAUAACUGAAGAGCUAGUUGGUGGGUAUUUGUACUUUGCUUCUAAUGCAUCUACAUUCACAACAGGCUCUGAUCUUAUUAUCGAUGGUGGAUUCACCUGUCCAUAG
This is a messenger RNA of Lodderomyces parapsilosis, 840 nucleotides long. RefSeq names its product SDR family oxidoreductase. The transcript has a single exon. Gene Ontology annotation, molecular function: oxidoreductase activity, acting on NAD(P)H, oxygen as acceptor. Lineage: Eukaryota; Fungi; Ascomycota; Pichiomycetes; Serinales; Debaryomycetaceae. Gene Ontology annotation, cellular component: intracellular anatomical structure. The coding region runs from base 1 to 840 and encodes 279 amino acids. The record is from RefSeq and is a predicted model, not a curated record.